Exophiala spinifera is the source of this 2214-nucleotide messenger RNA. RefSeq lists its product as uncharacterized. Gene Ontology annotation, molecular function: protein binding. The record is from RefSeq and is a predicted model, not a curated record. The transcript has a single exon. Lineage: Eukaryota; Fungi; Ascomycota; Eurotiomycetes; Chaetothyriales; Herpotrichiellaceae. The coding region runs from base 1 to 2214 and encodes 737 amino acids.
AUGGCACACCCAUCGACGCCACAACCUCAUAUCUUUCAACCAACACCGAUACCUGCAACUUCGGGUCUUUUCAACAGCGUCGCUCCGAACUCCAGAACAGUAUCUGGUACCAACACACCCACCGGAUCCACCUACCUGAUGCCUACCAGCCCGGCCAAGAGCGCCCUGUCGUCCAAAGAUGGCUCGAAACCGAAAAUCGUCAAGACAACAGGCCAGAAGCCUGCUUGUCUAGUCAAUGCAUCCGUGACUUAUUGCGGUAACGAGCAGAUCUACGCCUUUGGUGGCUUCGACCAGUUCACAGACGAAGUGUACAAUCACGUGCUGAGGCUGAAUCUGAAGACGCUAAACUGGGCGCUAGUCGACAAUUAUGGAGAUAUUCCGGGCGUUCGCAUGGGCCAUUCAGCCUCGUUGUACCAGGGCGAUAAACUUCUUGUCUACGGCGGAGAGAACGAACAUCGAGAGUACUUGUCUGACGUUGUGAUUCUAAACCUCAAGGAUCACCACUGGACCCAACCAGAGGUUCAGGGGCCUAUUCCCAAGGGCCGUGCCCGUCACGCGGCGGUCGUCUACGAGGACAAAUUGUUCGUCAUUGGUGGUCUGACAGGAGAAGCUAAUUACAUUCUCGACGACAUCUGCUAUCUUGAUCUGAAAACAUGGACAUGGUCCAAGACGUGGAGUUUCGUUCAACGAUUUGAUCAUAGCGCUUGGAUCUGGGGUGGCCGAUUAUGGGUGUUGGGUGGCCUCGGGGCAGACAUGGAGCGUCCGUCCGAGAUAUGGUGGUUGGACCUGAAAGGAAGCCCUGCCCUCUCUGGCUCUGGAAAGCAAUAUUCAACCAUGGGGCGGAUACCAGGCUCUCGAUCGGAUCCAUUCUUGCAUCCCAACAGAGCCGACCGCGUUGAUACUUACACAGCCAACUCCGGCAGUGUUCAUAUCCGUUCGUCUCGUAGGGAGAAACCCACCGCCCCCGGGGCGAUAUCGUCUCUCAAAUUUGUAUCAGGGCCCCAUGUGCCACUGCAGUCAUCCGGAACCCACUUCCAUGUGUGCUCAUCGGGAACCUUAUUGGAUUUUGUCACACCAUCGUCCACGAUACGGCAUAGCGAGUGCAACUUAUCCUCUCUUGAGCUGGACUCACUGAGAUGGCAACGCCUUGUUGAAGGUCCAGAGCUAUUCCAACCAGGUUACAAAUGGCACUACUGCACCAUCAAUGAGGACGGCACCAAGGUUUGGCUCCUUGGAUCUGCGGCCGAAGACGCAUCUGCCACCGGUCAAGACCUUCAGCUGAGCGAGGUCCUGGCCGUCGACCUCAAGAGAUAUGGCCUAUUAGGCACGCAAGAGGGCAACCUUUCAUCCGAGCAAAAUCGGAUCCUUGCGUCUGAGCGUCCAACCGUCCACGCCAAUUCUCUGAGUGGCGGAACAGGCCUCGGCGCUGACUUCGCCGCCAUCUUCGACCAGCCACCAGAGACGAGUAUGAGUGAUUUCGUUGUCACAGCUAAUAUUGAGUCAGCCGACGACGAUGACGUCUCCGAGACCGGGUCUCAGGCCAGAUUCUCACUCAACUCGACUAGCAGUCAACUGCUCGUGUCUGACAACAGCAAUGUUUCUCACCCAAUAUAUGUCCACAAGAUGAUCCUUCAAGCGCGCUGGCCACACUUCAAGCGACUCUACGCGUCGAAAAUGAUCGAGUAUCAAACUUCACGCUUGCAUAUACCGGAGCCAUAUUCCGUGGUUCGGGCAUUCCUUUACUACCUGUACACAGACAGCAUCGCCCCACACGCCGAGUUUUGUCGAGACCUGACCGAUGUAGCCGGCAUGCUGGUCAUGGCCAACCUGUAUGAUAUGCCCAAAUUGCGUCUCUUGUGUGUGAACCGACUCUCACGCGAAAUCGACAUUGAAUACGCGGCCGUCAUUUGGGAACGCGCAGGACGCACCGAGGAAGAGUGGCUGAAGGCCCGAGCUGCCCGAUUCUGCUUGAUGAACUGGGGCCGCAUCGUCCGCACCGAGGGCUUCCGAAGUCUCAGCCGUCAGAGUUUGAUGGAACUAUGUGAAGUCGUCGACACCGAAGGCAGAGUCGUCGGUGGUGAAGAGCUCGACGACGUGUGCGUCGAUGGGUUUGGCGUCGGCGGUAGCUACCGACACCGGCGAAGAAGCCACCGUCCCAGCGAAACCGCCGAUGAGACGGAAGGAGACGACGAAGACGGGAUGGAUAUGAACUAG